CAACGUUUGUGUGAGCAGCUCAGCAGCUGAAGGGACCGGAGUGGAGAGACUUCUGGCAUGAGUAUGAUUGGAGUGCCAACGGGGAGCAGCGAGAGGACGGGACGGUGGGAAUGCAGACAGGGUCAGAUGAUGUAGUUCACAUGAUACUGGGUGUGGCCACAGGGUCAGAAGGUGUAACCAGAGGGUCAGAGGGCAGUGUGGUCCUGGGUCUAACAGUGAGUGUUAGCGGGGAGAGUUCUCUGGAGAUGGAUCCCGGUCUCCUGGAGGGCUCAGUCCUGACUGAGCAGCAGAAGCUACGCCAUGUGUUAGACUGGGCUAAGAAUUUCCUCGGGACCAGUCAGGAUGGGCACAAUCUCAGCAGAACCUCCCCUUCCUCCCCGCAUUUGCACUCUACUUCAGCAGCGCAUCGAUUCGAGGUCGGUGGAAGAGCUGCUGUCUCCCCCCGUGGAACCUUUCACAAUCUUGUCAGAAGCAGAAAUGUGAGAGAAAACAUGGUAGGCCAAUCAGAGCCUCUGACCAGGCUUCCAUACACCACCCCACUGCCCUGCCACACUCUCUCCCACACCCCAGGUGGCCGUGAGUUUUCUGGGCCUGAGUUUAAAGAGAAUCCUGGGCAUAAGGAGCUGGUCCUGUUCUCUGGGCCACAAGAGGAUAACAAUGACCAACCACGUUUCCUUGGUGUAGACAACCCUCAGGCAGACCAGACUCCCCACAAACCAAUAGCUCCUCAUCCUGAGGGGAGAGAUGGUGUUUCCAUCAGUGAGAGCCUAAGAGACAGAGACAGUAGCAUUACAAACUGUUGCUCCUCAGUGGACAGUGACACUAUCCUAUGGUUGCCUGGAUAUGGUCCUUUAUCCAGAGCCCAUGACCUCAUAUCAAGGGAAAGGGGUUGUGUAGAGAGAGAGGACAGAGUUUUGGGAAUGCAGGAACACAAAGAGGAGAAGGCGGUGGCGGAGGAGGACCCAAAAACAGGCCUUGAGGGAACCAGUAGUAUUAUACCUUAUGGAUCCUCUAGGGUCGCACUAGAGGGUGAACAUCUAGAUUGGGGAGCCAACGGCUGGGUGUCAGAGGGCCUGAGUGUGUAUGAGGAGUAUCUGCUGUGUGUGUCCCGUUUGGACCAUCUCAGAACAGAGCAGAACCAAGCACCUGCUGACGUCAUGACCCGACCUGCUGACGUCAUGACCCUGCCUGCUGACGUCAUGACCCGACCUGCUGACGUCAUGACCCUGCCUGCUGACGUCAUGACCCUACCUGCUGACGUCAUGACCCUGCCUGCUGACGUCAUGACCCGACCUGCUGACGUCAUGACCCUACCUGCUGACGUCAUGACCCUACCUGCUGACGUCAUGACCCGACCUGCUGACGUCAUGACCCUACCUGCUGACGUCAUGACCCUACCUGCUGACGUCAUGACCCUACCUGCUGACGUCAUGACCCGACCUGCUGACGUCAUGACCCUACCUGCUGACCAAAUGGCUGAUCCCUCCGAGCAACCUCAUGUCCAUCAGGACAUCCACAACGAGGGGAGGCGUGCACCAUUCAAGAGUUCAGAAGUGAAUAACAGUAGAGUGAUGCAGCCCAAGAGCAGCGGAGGUCAACCUGGUGUCAGGAGUCAGGCUUGUGUCAGAGGUCGCGGUCGUUCCUGGAGGUUCUGGGAAAGGUCAAGCCUCUCCUGGUCAUCCUUCACUCAUGGAGAAGUGCUGCCACGGUCCCAGCUCCCCAACAGACCCCACUCAGCAGGUGUAUUGUCCUGUUCUGGACUCAGACCACCAACAACACUUCAGCUCCCUCUGGGCAGUGCUGUGAAUACCAAUGCAACUAAUAUUGCUGUGACCAGGGCUCUCAAACUGGCACCUGUAGGGGGCUGUGUACAGUGGCUGUCUCUCCCUGAUGAGGUAUGGGUAUCCAUACUGUCCCUCCUGCCACACAGAGAUCUGUCUACAGUGGCCCAGGUCUGCCUCCACUUGCUCCGACUGGCCAAUGACCACACACUAUGGCAGGUUGUUAGUGUGGAGAACAGCUCAUCUUUAACUGACCGAUGGCUGCGCAGUGUGGGUGUGCGUAAUCCUCGAAGCCUGACUAUCUACAGGUGCAGCGGACUGUCAAUCACCCCGAGCGGGCUAGAGGAGUUUUUCAAACUAAGUCAAGCUUCUCUGGAGGUGCUGAGUGUGACAAGCUGCAAUGGGCCUGGUCUCCAUGGUGACCUGGUGCUGACUCUGAGUGGUCAACACUGUGAUCACAUGACCUGUGUGGACGUCAGCUGGAGCGGAGCGACUGACACAGGCAUCAAAGCACUGACUGACACCUGCACUGGUCUGAAGGUGAGUGAUCAGACAGUUCAUCAGGUCCUCCUGCAGUGCCCUGAACUCCAGAGGCUGACCCUCAGCUCCUGCCCUGGAGUCACUGAUAUGAGCCUGCACAAGAUCAGCACCCACGCUCCCCACAUCAGGUUGUUGGAUCUAAGUGGUUGCGGUAAGGUGAGUGAUGCUGGUGUUAAGGCUGUAGCUGUGGCCUGUAGAUGCCUGCAGUACCUGGACCUGAGCUCCACCGCCACAGGGAACAGAGGGGUGAGCCUGUUGGCAAAGUACUGCAGCACUCAUCUCCACACUGUCAAACUGAGCUUCUGCCAGAUCAGCCCAGAGGCCAUCCACAACCUCAGCAGGCAGUGCAAACGGGUGAGCCUGUUGGCAAAGUACUGCAGCACUCAUCUCCACACUGUCAAACUGAGCUUCUGCCAGAUCAGCCCAGAGGCCAUCCACAACCUCAGCAGGCAGUGCAAACGUUUGAAGCUACUGCACCUCUACGGCUGUGCUUACAUCCCUACUGAGAAGGAGAUCAGAGACAUCAACACCACUCUUACACUCAACCCGCUGACUUGA
Oncorhynchus keta (chum salmon) is the source of this 2879-nucleotide messenger RNA. RefSeq lists its product as uncharacterized. The record is from RefSeq and is a predicted model, not a curated record. Gene Ontology annotation, cellular component: SCF ubiquitin ligase complex. The coding region runs from base 111 to 2879 and encodes 922 amino acids. The transcript has 14 exons. Gene Ontology annotation, biological process: SCF-dependent proteasomal ubiquitin-dependent protein catabolic process. Gene Ontology annotation, molecular function: protein binding. Lineage: Eukaryota; Metazoa; Chordata; Actinopteri; Salmoniformes; Salmonidae.